AUGCGCCUUUGGCAGCAAUCACACAAACCACAAUAUGGCAGAGAAAGUUCGUCAGUAGGGAGUGGAGGGGAUGGAAGUUACAAUACACCCUCAACUCCUACAAGUCCUACGCCAGUUCCGGCCUCUGGCCUCAUUAUCAUCCGCGUCGUCGAAGCACGUGGGAUCAGUUUGCCUCCCGGUAUAAGACCGCCUCAGGUUCCUCCACACUUUGUAUCGCCCCCUACUACCACGCGGGGCAAUAGAGAUAGCAUGCAGAGGAAACAAUGUUGGUGGCUGCCCUAUGUAGUUCUGGAAUUUGACAAAAAUGAAGUUUUGAUCGACUCCUUAGGUGGCGAUGUGCAGAACCCGACUUGGCAGUACAAGGCGGCUUUUGACGUUUCACGUGAAUCAGAUGUGUCCAUACAGAUCUAUCUUCGCAGAGCGACACAAACAGGUCAACAUAAUAAUGACAUGGGCAAUGAUGUAUAUCUGGGUGAUGUGAAGAUUACGCCAAAAUUCAAAGAACCAAAUAAAUUGCAUGAAGAAUGGUAUCCGUUAUCAGGAGGUUCGGGUAGUGUGCAUGUUCACCAUUGUUACAAGAAAGAUCAUGCAAAUGUACCCUUGGCGAUUGAUGCAUUCGAUUUACUAAAGGUCAUUGGUAAGGGCAGUUUUGGCAAGGUAUUUGUUAUUUCAGCACAUGAUCUUGACCUGCUCGGAGGAUGGAUUUCUUCCAUUCACCUGGAAAUCCGGAUAGGUCUAAUUAAAAACUCAAUAUUGUUAGGUUAUGCAAAGGUGAAUCACACCCUCGCGGAGCGUACGGUUCUGGCGAAAAUCAACAACCCCUUCAUUGUACCGCUAAAAUUCUCCUUCCAAAGUCCAGAGAAAUUAUAUUUGGUCCUGGCCUUUGUCAAUGGAGGCGAAUUAUUCUAUCAUUUACAGCGUGAAGGAAGAUUCGACGAGCAGAGGUCGAAAUUUUACGCAGCAGAACUGCUUUGUGCAUUAGAAUGCUUACAUGAUUUUAACGUUGUUUAUCGGUUAGUAUUCAACCAGAAUGUUGUUGAAAUGGAACAACGAGUUCCCCACAAUGACUAUUCUGGCCAUAUUGCUUUAUGCGACUUUGGUCUUUGUAAAUUGAAUAUGACUGAAUCUGAAACCACCAACACCUUCUGUGGGACGCCCGAGUAUCUCGCCCCUGAACUGUUGUUGGGUCAAGGCUAUACCAAGACGGUGGAUUGGUGGACCUUGGGUGUCUUGUUAUUUGAGAUGUUAACAGGUCUACCACCAUUCUACGACGACAACACAAAUGAGAUGUACAGAAAAAUUUUGCAAGAUGAGCUGAGGUUUCCAGAAGAAGUUGGGAGCGAAGCCAGAUCUUUAUUAACGGGGUUGUUGACCAGGGAUCCGAAUCAGAGGCUUGGUAACAAUGGAGCCCAAGAGAUUAAAGAGCAUCCAUUCUUCGCUUCUAUUGAUUGGAAGAAGCUGAUCCAAAAGAAGGUUCAACCGCCUUUCAAGCCUAGUGUCAAAUCGGCUAUCGACACUUCGAAUUUUGAUCCAGAAUUCACCUCAGAAACUCCAAGAGAUUCAUAUGUCAAUGAUUCACAGCUUUCGGACACCAUACAGCGACAAUUCUGGGGGUUCACCUUUAAUCAAAAUGAAGGGAUAAUGAGUGAGAGUAUGGCAAAUUCGGUAGAUCUUUAA
This is a messenger RNA of Acaulospora morrowiae, 1677 nucleotides long. Lineage: Eukaryota; Fungi; Glomeromycota; Glomeromycetes; Diversisporales; Acaulosporaceae. The record is from the annotation of a GenBank genome assembly.